GCCAUUAAUUUCCGGCUGUUUUUUCGACGCUGUUUUAUUUUUACCUGUAAAAAUAAUAUAAUAAAUAAAUCAAUAUUUAAUAUCAACAUUCCAUAAAUAAGAUUAAUUUUUUUUAUGUGUAUAUUAAUGUGAUUUUUAUUUAUAAUAUUGUGUGUAUUUUAAAAAUAAGUGCACGUGGAUAAAAAAUACUUUGGACAACAAGCCGACAUGACGCUUUUGUGUGUGUAUCAUCAGCAAAUAACGACAAGAGACAGUCACAUAAAACGACAACGAAAACACGUCGAUUGCAUAAAUAAUAAUUUUAUUUCUUAUGAAUAAUUAUUUGUUCAAUUAUUUGUAAUAAAAAUCAUACAAUUAUUAUAAUAUUAGAGUUAUUAAAAAGUUAAAAAAAAACAUUGAUAAUCAUAUCGGAAUAAUAUAGAGAAAAAAAAAAAAAGUUGGUGAAAAAAUAAAAAAAAACAAACGGGUUUAAGAGCGUGGAUAUCAAACAAUUUAAUUAUAAAUUUGAUAUAUUUAAUUUAAAAUAUAAAAAAUAGCUAAUUAUAUUUUUAAUUAUCUAAUUGUAGUUAUAAGCUUGAAUGUUUACAUUUGGUUGUGUAUUUUUAUCUGGUUUUCAUAAAAGUUAACCUAGUUUAAGUGAUUAAAAAAAGAGGAUAAAAUAAAAAAAAAAAAAAAAAAAAAAGAGUAGUAGCGCGAUAAUGGAAGAAGUAGUUGCUGAGGUGAAUGGCGGGAACGCUGAGAUGGCGCAGGAUGAUACUAACCUCGAAACAACAGAUACAACUGAGUCCGAGGUCACAGAAACUUCAUCAAAAACAACAACAACAACAACAACAGAAUCACAAGAUGAUACAACAGAAUCGCCAGCAAUAAGUACAACAGCAAUAUCAACAACACCAUCAACACCACCACCAUCAACAACACCAACAGUAGCAUCAGUCAACAAUGACACUACUGAGAUUGAAACAACAAUAAAAAUGGAAGUUGACGAAGUUAAUGGUGAUGUUAAAGAUGAUGAAGCUGUUGUUAAAAAAAUUGGUAAUUCAACAAAACGUAAAUUACGUAAAUCGAAAUCAAAUUCAACAAGUAGUGUUGAAACUGACACUAAACUUAAAACAAGAGGACAAAAACGUAAAUCACCAGAUUUAAUUGAUAAUAAUGUUUCGAUAAUUAAAACUGAUGAUUCAUCAAUUGAUGAUGAUUUUUUUGGUUUUGAUAUUACAAAAAUUGAUGAUAAUCGUGCUUUUCAAAUACUUCAAAAACUCAUUGCUGAAACUGAAUCUGGAGAAAUUUCACCAUUAAUGUCAAAACGUAAACGUUUAUUACCAAAAUUAAAUCGUCAAAAAGAUGAUAAUAACGAAAUGAUAAUUGAUAAUGAUGUUAAAACAAAAACCCAAAUUGAAACAGAUAAAUUAAAAAAUGAUGUUAAAAUUAUUAAUAAUAAUACUACAAUUGAUAAAACAUCAGAAUCAUUAAAAUUAAAUGAACAACGUUCAAUUUACACAGAACCAUUUAAAUAUGGUUGGAGACGUGAAUUAAUUUGGAAAGGUUUACCAGAUUCAAAUCAAAAAAGAUCAGCAGAUAUUUAUUAUUAUUCACCAAAAGGAAAAAAAUUAAAAAGUUUAAAAGAAAUAUCAGAAUGUUUAACAACAAAAGAAUUGACACUAGAUAAUUUUACAUUUAUUAAUGAACCAAUUGGUGUUAAAGAUCCAGCAUUGGAAAUAAUAAGAGAUGCUAAAAGACUUAGAUCAGAUUCAACAGGUGGUACACCAUCAAAAAAAAUUGUUGCUACAAAACGUACAUCAAUUAGUAAAAAAUUACCAUCACCAACACAAGUUGUUGUUACUUCUAAAACACCAACAAAUAAAUUAUCAUCACCUAAAAAUAAUGCAUCUGCUGGCUUUAAAGUCAAAAUGCCAAUUAAAAGAAGUUCUAUAAAAAAAGAUAUAAAAACUACAAAAGAUCCAGAAAUGCUUCCACCACAAUGGUCAUCAUCAUCAUCAACAACACCAUCACGUAAAUCUCAAGGAACAACAGAAAAAUCAUUAUCACCUAAAAAUAAAAAACUACCAAUCAAAGCCAAACUACAGGAACCAUGCAGUAUUAAAUGUUCAUUGAGUAUGGGACUUAUACCUGAUCUUCGAUGCAGUAUUUGUCUUUGUCUUUAUCAUCUAAAUUGUGUUGGUGGUACUGAUAGUUUGACAAAAAAAAAAUACAUUUGUAAGAAUUGUCAACGACCUGGAGAAACAUUAGCACCACUGACAAGUACUGGAAUAACACCACCACCAUUAAUACCAAUAAGUAUGAUUGGUACACAUAGUGCAAAAUCAAAAUUUUCAACAACUGGUUUAACACCAUCAAUAAUACAAAAGCCAACAAAAACCGAUAAUGAUAAUAUAGUAUCAAAUAAUAAAUCAUUAAAAACAAGUAAUUCAACAAAUAUCAUUGAUAAAAAUAAUAAAGAAGAAUCAAUUAAAAAAUCAUUAAUUAGUCGUAGAAAAGAAUAUAUUCAUGGUCAUGAUGGUUCAGCACUUAGACCAGCACAAAAUAUUGCAAUACUGAAUGCUAAAUCUUACAUUGUUAUACCUAAAAAUAAUGCAAUGUCUGUACAACCAGCACUUAAAUCAAGACAUAGUUUGUCUGAUAAAUCUGGUUAUUAUCAAGAUAAUUUAUUGAAUGAUUUGAAUGAAAGAAAUAUUAUUGACAAAAAAAAUAUAACAACAAAAUCAUCAGACAAUAACGAAGAUGAUUUGGAAAAAAGUAAAGAAAUUAUUCAAGAUAUUAUUGAUGAUGAGAGGGAACAAAGAAGAUCACUUGAACCUUCUUGUGAUGAUGAUGUUGCAAUUGAUGAAAAUAAAAAAGAUGAACCUAUGGAACAAGAUCCAACAAUUCAUGAUGUUAAUGAUAAUAAAAAUGAAGAAAAUAAUCAAAUUAUUGAGGAGAAAAUAUCAGAGGAGGUUAAAGAAAAUCUUGAGAUUAAUAAUGACAAUGAUGAGAUGAAAAAAAAUAAUGAUAUUGAAAAAGAAAAUAUUGAAGAAAGCAAUAAAAAUUUAGAACAUGAUACAAUUGAUAAUUCGAAAAUAAUAGAUAAAGAAAAUGAAACAAAUAUAAUUGAUAAAAAAGAAGAAAAAAUUUAUAACAAAAAAAAAUUGCCAAUGGAAAUGAAUCCAAGGGACUAUUUCAUGGUAUCAGUGUGUGCUGGUUACAAUGCAUUAUCUCGAAUAUUCCAGUAUCUAAAAGUUCAAGAAUUACUUCGUGCAUCACGUGUAUGUAGAAUGUGGCGUGAUAUUGCUGCUCAACAAGUAUUAUGGAAAACAGUACGUAUGAAAAAUAGCCAAGUAACUGAUUGGGAUGGUCUUGUUGCUUGUUUAAAACGUCAUGGAACACAACAUUUGGAUUUACGUAAAAUGAUUAUAUCAGAUGAGCCAAAUAAUUGUUGGGAUAAAUUUAUCAAAGUCAUACCAAGUGUUGCAAGUAUUAAAAAACUUGAUUUAUGUCGUUGUCCAGCAAAUGUCGUACAAGAUAUUAUGAAAAAUUGUCCACAUAUUGAAAUAUUAAACGCAACGUCAAUUCAAUGUCAAUCAUUAAAUAUUGAUACAAUUGAAAAUAUGACUAAUUGCCAAGAAUUAAAACUAAAAGCAUUAAAUGGUAUGUCAUUAAAAAAUAAUAUAACACCAAUUGAAAAAUUAAAUAAAUUAUCAUUGUUGAGUUUAACAUCAAUUAAAGAUCUUGGUAAACAAAAUAUCGAAGCAAUUGGAUCAUUAAUUAAUUUAACAACACUUGAACUUGGUGAAUGUUCUGAUUUUCCAUCAAAAUUUGGUACAGAUGUAUUAUCAAAAUUAAAUAAACUCGAAAAAAUAAGAUUAGAAAAAGGACAAAAUACAUGUUGUACAUUUGAAAUUAUUGAUGGUAUAUCUAAACUUGAAAGUAUACAACAAGUUGAAUUAAUUAAUUUUGAUAUUAAAAUUGGAUUUGAUAAGUGUAUUGCAUCAUGUAGUAAUAUCAAAAGAUUAUUAAUAAUACCAACAUAUGUAUCACAGUCAGCAACAUCUAAUAACAUGAUACUUAGUGGUGUUACUAAAUUAUCUGAUACAUUGACUGAUUUUAUUUGGGGUAUAACAACUGAGUUACUGGGUGUUACUGAAUUAUUUGUCUCACAAUCAGCUGAUGCUGCUAAACAAAAAUCAUUAAAAAAUUUAAUACCAGUUUCAAAACCUGUACCGUGUUACAAUUUAAUUGAAAAUAUUCAAGAUGAUGUUCCAGUUGAAAAAGAUAAAAAAGAAGGAAGUACAACGAAUCCAUCAAUUGAAGUUUUGGCGUUACAUCAAUUAACUAAAUUACUUUUGGCAGCAUUACCUAAAACUCGUAUAAAAAUAUUGACAACGCCAUUUGCAGCAACGUGGCGACAAAGUAUUUCCGACACAAUAUCGCAGUGAAUAAAUUUAUAUCCCUCUUUUUCCUAAACUUUUUUUUUUUUUUUUAAAUAAUAAGAAUCAUAAUUAUGCCUAGUUAAUAAAAAAUAAUACAUAAAAUAAACAGCGAGAAUAACUAUGAACCAUAAUUAACAAUAAAUUUAUAUACAUUUAAUGAAAAUAUUUAUGUUUUGUUUUUCCAUUUUGUUUAUUAAUUUGGAAUUGUAAAUAAUUCAUUGUUGCAAAUUUUUUCUUUAUUAAAAUUUGGCAUAAUUAUGAAAACUGUAAUUGGAAUAGAAAAGCUAUUGUUUUUUUUUUUUUUUUUUUUUUCGAUUUACAAUGAGUUAUUUAGAAAUUUAAGAAUAAUGUUUAAUAAUAUUUUGGAGUCAAUAGAGACUACCAUUUAUAAAAUUAUUUUAUCACAAUCAAAUUUUUUUCUACAUGAAAAAUAAGGAAAAAUAGUAAUUGGUAAAAUUGUAAUUGUUUUAUUUUUUAUUUGUUUGCCCUCUUAUAUAUUUGAUUAAGUUUUUAAUGUAAAAAAUUUAUAAAUAUAUAUUGAGGAUUAAUAUUUUGGAAAAAAAAAAAUAAGACAUUGUUUAUUUCGAUAUUAUAAAUAAAUUAUAAUUAAGUAAAAAAGAAUUAAGACAAUAUUAUAAAUAAAAUUCACAUUUCAUAUUAAAAAACAAAA
Aphidius gifuensis is the source of this 5097-nucleotide messenger RNA. RefSeq lists its product as uncharacterized. Lineage: Eukaryota; Metazoa; Arthropoda; Insecta; Hymenoptera; Braconidae. Bases 699 to 4433 code for a protein of 1244 amino acids. Gene Ontology annotation, molecular function: DNA binding; protein binding. The transcript is spliced from 7 exons. The record is from RefSeq and is a predicted model, not a curated record.